AGUCGAACGACGGCCUCCGGCUAGAAGGAACCUCUGUGAGCUAGUUCGACUCUAGGUUUUGGUUUAACUGGUCGGAAGAAAUAAUCCAAAUGGCCGCCGUAAUAAUUUGCUUGUUGGCAGUCUUGUGCAGUUUCCUACACCAAGGUCUAGCGAUAACAUGUUACCAGUGCAACAGCCACAAUGACUCGCGAUGUCUAAUGGACAAGCUGCCUGAUUCCCUCCGGCUGCCAUGCGGGCCCAAGGACACGAUGUGUCGCAAGAUCAGCCAGGUCGUGGAGUUCGAGAUGAACGGCAUGCCGCCAGACAGCCGUGUCAUAAGAGGCUGUGGGUGGGACGAGAGCAGCUAUAAGGAUCGCUGUUACCAGCGCUCCGGAUUUGGAGGUCGACAGGAGGUCUGCUCUUGUCUGGUAGACGGAUGCAACUCGGCUUCCAUCCCUGCAGGUGCUACAGCUCUCAUGUUGUUCAUUGCUGCAUUACUGAGGUUCUAGCUUAACCAAGUUCACCCUAGUCAAGGUAUUUCGUUGGUCUAAUUUAGAUUGAUGUGAUGUUAAAGUUAUUUUGAAGAUUUCUUAAUGACAUACGUCUCGGUUUAGUUGGAGUAUCAACGCUAUAAUAUUUAAGAUUAACUCAAAUACUGAUACUGUGAUGUACUUUAGACGGGGGCUUAAUAACCUCGCAGCAACUAUAUUACAAACAUCACAAACAACAACAUUUGUUCCAUGAUUUUUUACAAAACAUAAUCAAUUUACCAAAACUUUAAAGAUUUUGUUGUACUGUCUGUCACUUUUUACACUUAUAUUUGGUAGUAAAUUAAAACAUGCUAGUGUCCUUCUCGACGACCCCCACUUUCUCUUGUUACCGCACAGAACUACCAACGUUUAGAAAUAUCUAUUUAAUUUUAUUUUUAUACGACAGUAAUAUCUGGGAGAAUUAUUAUUUUUAGCAGUAGAGCUGCUUGUGAAAGAGUUCGUCCAGGUUAUUACUGCCACCUUA
Molecule: messenger RNA, 993 nt
Organism: Hyposmocoma kahamanoa
Lineage: Eukaryota; Metazoa; Arthropoda; Insecta; Lepidoptera; Cosmopterigidae
Exons: 3
Coding region: 90-488 (132 amino acids)
Biological process (GO): sleep; regulation of synaptic transmission, cholinergic; positive regulation of voltage-gated potassium channel activity
Source: RefSeq, a predicted model, not a curated record